This is a messenger RNA of Mycena citricolor, 2886 nucleotides long. NCBI's taxonomy places the organism in Eukaryota, Fungi, Basidiomycota, Agaricomycetes, Agaricales, Mycenaceae. The record is from the annotation of a GenBank genome assembly.
AAGGAGGUGCGGUCACUCAGGUGUCUCCCUCGGGUCGUCCGCUCUCUUUGUGAGGUGCGUGCGGAGGGUAUCCCAGAGGCGCCUCUUCAGUCUUGGACUCGACCUAUCCAUGAGUCAUCCUUUGGUGGAAAGUCUGACAAACUACGACCCGACUCCACCCGCACGGUGUAUUUUACGCCUAAACGGGCCGAUUCGAUCAUCUUACUCACUCGCUCGGGUAAGCAUUGCGCGUACGUCCGGGACCUAGAAAACAUGGGCCACCCGAGCAGUACGGAAUCCGAUACUCUGUAACCACCCUCUUCCUGACACUACCAUGCCCCGACUGUACGACGCGCGCCUAUGCAAUGACGCCAUCAGGAUCGACUACGACGACCCGGUAACAGUGAUCGUGGGUGGAACGGACGGAGUCGGGAGGGCGCUGGCAGCAAAGAUGCGGAGGAGGCUCGGGAGAGGACGGGUACUAGUGUUGGGCCCGCCAUGUGCUCCCACCGUACCAUCCCGCUACGAGUCGGACACGGAGUCGACGACAAGCAAGAAGGCGAUCACUGAUUCCGAUGGACACAGCUCGAUGAUGAAGCCCGGUUUAGAGACAGAUGUCGAGGUGGAGUAUGUUGCGUACGACGCGAGUGACUUGAGCAACGUGCGAGAAGUGUGCGAUCGCCUGGUUGCCACAUUAGGGAAGAUCAACUUCUUGGUCUUGACCGCGUCGACCGCGUCACGGAAGGGAAAGGAGAAGGAGGGAACCAAGGCCCGAUUCGAGCAGGAUCUUGUUAUCAACUAUUUCUCUCACUUUCUAUGUGUCUCCAUUCUCAUCAAUCUCGUUUCUGCCGCGAGAAGACGGAACGAGGACGCCCAGGUGUUGACUGUGUCUGGCGCUGCCCAGAAGCAUGUCAUACCAGAAGAAGACUUCCAAUUCGUGCGCGCACGCCAACAGUACGCCGAAAAGAUUCAUCGCGCGCACGAGGAGGGGAGGAGGACUCUCCCUUUCCUCAUGGACUAUCAGGGCAUGCUGAUCGCCGCGACAUACAACCAAGUGUUGGUAGCAUGGUUUGCGGCCAAGUACCCCGAUAUCGCCUUCACAUAUAUGUACCCCGAAUCCACGAUUGUCGCAACCCGCCUCCAGUCGCUAAUACUGCUCAUACUUCCCCGCCGCGUCCAAAACCGGAUAAUACAGACCAUUUCCCAUCCAGUGAAUCUGGAUGACUCUGCAGAGCUUGUACUGUAUGCCUUGAUGGAUUCCAGUCGGCGCGGUCUGUUCUUUCGAAAUAAGUGGGGUGACCUGGAUAGUCGCUUCACUUUCCCGAGAGUCAAAUCGGGUGAAACUGCUUUUGAGGCUAGUAUGGCCCGCGAUUUGGGUAACAUGUUGGGGCAGCAGAUGCUGGGCUACUCUGGUUCAGAUUUCUGUGUGGUGAAACUGCAUUGCACCUUACGUCCGAUGAUGAAUUACGCUGGAGCGACGCUGACGGGCAUGGCUGGCGGUGGAACGCCUCGUCUGAAGUCUUCGAGGACCAACGUCGCUCGGAAACCCCCCGCCGUAUCUCGAGCUCAGAAAGUCGCGAUGCUGAACACCUACGCAACGGCAGUCACUGCCCCCAUCCUCUGGGUUUCGGCGAUGAUGCCGCUCCAAGCUGCGACCGCGGCCGACUAUCAGAACUACGCUGAUGCGUUGUACGAAUACACGUCCCAAAUGCCACCACGCACGCCUGUAAAGAGGUUGGAGCCGCAUCCGAGAGGGACUUGGCGCAUCACUGUCGACAACCCUUCAGCUGCGACAGCAGGUGUGCCACGGUCCGCAGUUGCUCGACUCGUUCUUCCCUCGAAAUUGAAGUCGGGGCCGACGCCCCCAUCUCCUGCCAUUACCUCUUCUCGAUCAUCGGUGCCACCGACGAGUCCUGUGCUCAGACCAUCCUCCACACCCAGCCGUCCAGGCGCUUCACCCAGUAAGACACCUCCCGUGCCAGAUUCGCCAAAGUCAGCUUCUACGAAAGCCGAUGCCGCAAAUCUGACCCUGACUCCUGGCUCCGAGUCUUCCGAUUCGUCGCGCAGCGCUUCCCAAGAUAUGACAGUCACUUCCCCGCACCCAAUCGCCGAAAUCCCCGCAUCCACAGCCACCCCGCCGGUUUCCCUCGUUGCGACACCGAGCUCGAGAAAGAAUUCGGGAGCGUCAUCCACGAUCUGCAGCCCCUCCCGUCCGUCGGCCGCAGCCGCACUCGUAGCCACGGUCGCACCGACGAGCUGGCAGCCACGAAAUGUUCCCUGGAGCUACAUCCCUGGCGUCAGCUACAGCUACCGCGACUGCAGCGACUACAGCGACACGCCACCUGGGUCGGUUGCCCCGCUCGGCCGACGUACCCCAACGCUCAUCCUGCGUUCGAUUCGGCCGCCGCAUCAUGGGACCGUGUCGCAUUGCUGGGAGGACGAGGAGCAGACGGAUGCGGAGGCCGAAUGGGGCGUGUGUUACCCCCGCGAGGCCGGGCGGGAGGGCGAGUGUCUCGCUGUGAGUGUUGCGGGUCCCAUUCUGGUGCGGACGAGGUUCGUCAAGCCGGGGGAGGCGACUGCGGUGAAGUUUUGCUUCUAGACGACUGCUUUAUGAUGUGUUAUGACUGUGACGACUACUGACGAGUGACUCGCUUGCUUACUUGACCGGCUUCAUGAUGCCGAGCUCACCCUCCUUUACGAUAUUUGAAUGUUGUUUUACGAGAGUAGCGCUAUGUGCUAUGCAUAUCUGUCCUUUACAACCCCAUGUACAUAUAUCUUGUGUCAAAUGUAUGUGCUACCUACCUAGUUGCCACCAGCAAUGAUUGUUGGAAUGUUGCCCGGUCCUUAGGCCCAAGAAUCCUCUUUUCAAUACAUAUAAAUAGCAGGCAGUCACCACCGACUAGAGAC